CGUCGCUUCUUGACGCCGGCGCAGACCCAAACGUCCGUUUGGAGGAUGGACGGUCAUUGCUCCACGAGGCGUGCAGCCGCGGGCUUCUUCCAGCCGUCGAGCUACUCCUGCACCGCGCUGGCGACGUUGCUUCGUACCGCCAUGUUGGUCUUCAACCGCCAGUCGUAUCUGGACAUUGCUCGGUUCAGAAACCAGCGCCAAAUCGUGCGAUACCUUCUCCAGACCAUCUUUCCCACAAGUGCUCUAAAGACGCGCGAUCUCUUUUGGGAACCCGACAACACGCUGGAAGCUGCGUACACGCUCCUAUGGUGCGGGUUUGGCACCGCCAAGCCGCUGGCGUACACGCAGGUCGAGCUGGCGUACAUGAACGCGCUCUGCCAUGCUCUCAACCAGUCGCAAUUUUCUGCGUCUGCGCCACAGGAUCUUGUCACGGAGGAGCUCAGGCUGCUUGAGACGCACUGCGUGACACCGCUGGGCUUUGUGCCCAACACGGCGUACGGCGUGAGCCACUGUGACGACGUCGACGUCACCGCAAUCGCGCUGGCCUUGGCGCCGCUUUGGGCAGCUGCGCCUUAUGACGCAGCGCGUCACGUGCGUGACGUUCUCGACCCAAACAUGUACUGCGUCGUGGGCAACCACUCGCGCUUCAGCGUCUCGCCCCACGACGGCCGUGCCGUUGCCGCGCAGCAAGUCGUAUCGUACUCCAAUCCGGCCUCUCGACACAUCUCGGCGACGCACCAGUGGCUGCCAACGCCGAUGGCCUACGACAAGGUCUCGGGCGCCACGACGUUCGAGGCGUACGUCAAUAACGUCAACUGCGUCGCCUUGGUCGCGAGCCUCGAAGACGUCGUUGCGCGCAUGGUGCCACUGCUCCGCCCGCGGGUGCAAGAUUUGUCGCUGCCGUACGACAAAAAGGCCUUGCUGCGGCAGCUGUACCGAGCGCAGUACAACUUGGGACCCCGAGACGUCAUUACCAAGGCGCAGCAGCGCGCCUUCCGAGCCGAACUCGCCGCCAACAGCGUCGACCUCGAUCCACUCUGGCCCGAGGUAGCCCCCGUCUUGCCAGAGCACGUGCACGAAGGCAGCCUCCAAAACGAGUUUGAACCGUUGCUCGAGCGCGACGACGAUAACUCUCGACUCUUGGUUGUGUGCCAAGUCCAGUCGUAUGCCGUGUCGCCCGAAGCGCCGACGCAUCCCGGUCAACGCCUCUGGCAGCUCGGCUCGGGCCUCGCCAACGAUGCGAUUGUCGCGACCGGGAUGCUCGUCGUGGCCUCCGACAACAUUUCGCUGCCGACAAUCGAGUGCCGGCAAGCGUUUGGGCACACCAACGUGCGCACUACGGGCGACGGCCGCGAGGUGUUUUGCCCCGAGCGCCAGGCAUUGCAGAUGCAAACCACGGGCUUUGUGCAGCUGCAUCCGCGCCGGCUCGUCAUGGUCCCGAGCGCCGUGCAGCACCGGCUCUUGGCUUUUCACGCGCUGGACGCCACGCAAAAUGGCCAUCUCACGCUGCUGCGCGUCUACUUUGUGCACUCGGACGUGGACGUGCUCUCGACGGCUUAUGUGUUUCCGCAACAGCGCGCCUUUUUUCUCGACGCACUCGAAGGCACGCGUUUGGCGAACAUUCCCGACAGCGUCUUGCGCGUCAUCGAAGCGUUCGUGGGUCUAGCCUUGCUGGACGCAGCAACUGCAGACGCCAUCGCGGUUCGUGCCAAAGCUGAGCGAGACGACAGCCUCACGCAGUUGACACCAAAUGGAUUAUGA
Messenger RNA from Saprolegnia parasitica CBS 223.65, 1761 nucleotides. RefSeq lists its product as hypothetical. The transcript is spliced from 5 exons. Bases 46 to 1761 code for a protein of 571 amino acids. NCBI's taxonomy places the organism in Eukaryota, Oomycota, Saprolegniomycetes, Saprolegniales, Saprolegniaceae. The record is from RefSeq and is a predicted model, not a curated record.